This is a messenger RNA of Emys orbicularis (European pond turtle), 2811 nucleotides long. It is a transcript of the gene ZHX3, whose product is annotated as zinc fingers and homeoboxes 3. The coding region runs from base 1 to 2811 and encodes 936 amino acids. The record is from RefSeq and is a predicted model, not a curated record. Gene Ontology annotation, biological process: regulation of transcription by RNA polymerase II. NCBI's taxonomy places the organism in Eukaryota, Metazoa, Chordata, Testudines, Emydidae. The transcript has 2 exons. Gene Ontology annotation, molecular function: DNA binding; DNA-binding transcription factor activity, RNA polymerase II-specific. Gene Ontology annotation, cellular component: nucleus.
AUGGCUAGCAAAAGAAAAUCCACAACUCCUUGCAUGAUACCGGUAAAAACAAUGGUGCUGCAGGAGAUGGAAUCAGAUGCUGUGGAAGAUGAUCAUGAAGGAACUCAACAGCACAUGCCUCCUGAACCACCGGCAGCUGGUGAGGCUGUUAUUAACAAUAGCAGCAAUAAUGCAACAUUGUCUAAUGGGCAUCGCAGUAUUAUGGACGGUGAUACUUACUUGUGUAAGUAUUGUGAUUUUGGAUCUCAAGAUGUUAAUCAUUUCUUUGGACACAUGGAUUCUGAGCACUUAGACUUCAGCAAAGACCCCUCGUUUGUAUGUGUUGAGUGCAGUUUUCUGGCACAAAGCCACAAAGGGCUUUUGCAUCACAAUGCGGAGUGCCACGGUGGUGAAACUAGCUUCCUCUGGAAUGUGGCUAAGCAGGAUAAUCAUACGACAGUGGAGCAAAGUAUCUCGGAUGCCACCAGCAACCAAGACCUUUCAGGAGAAUUCUGUGAGGAGGGGGUAGAUGGUCAAGCUGAAAUCAUCAUCACCAAAACUCCCAUUAUGAAGAUAAUGAAAGGUAAGCCUGAGGCCAAAAAAAUUCACAUGCUAAAGGAGAAUGUAUCAAAUCAGCCAGGCAAUGAUUUGGCGAUGAAAGAUGGUGACCAUUCAUUCACCAAUGGGUCUUUGCCAGCCAGCCAGUCAACGGCCAGCUCAGCAAAAUCAUCUCACAUAGUUAAUGGCUCCAUAUUGGGAAACGUGCCUGUUUUGCAGGCAGGCGUUGCACAACUUGUGUCAUUGCAGCAGCAGCAGCCGCAGCUGCACCAGGACCUACCCACGUCCAAAUCCCUUCCUAAAGUGAUGAUUCCUCUGAGCAGCAUUCCCACGUACAAUGCAACCAUGGACUCCAACAGUUUCCUGAAAAACUCCUUCCAUAAGUUUCCCUACCCUACAAAAGCUGAGCUUUGCUAUUUGACUGUCGUGACCAAGUACCCAGAAGAGCAGCUUAAGAUCUGGUUUACUGCCCAGAGGUUGAAACAAGGCAUUAGCUGGUCCCCAGAGGAGAUAGAAGAUGCACGGAAAAAAAUGUUCAACACGGUUAUUCAGUCUGUACCGCAGCCCACUAUCACAGUUUUAAAUACACCUCUAGUCGCAAAUGCCAGCAAUGUCCAGCAUCUCAUUCAGGCAACUCUACCUGGUCACAUGGUCGGGCAACCAGAAGGAACGGGAGGGUUACUCGUUACACAACCAAUAAUGACAAAUGGAUUAAAAGGAAGCAGCUCGUCUCUCACGUUAGCAGUGACAUCUAUUCCCAAGCUCCAACCCAUUACGCAACACAACAAUGCGUGUUCGAGCAGCGCAUCAGCUGUGAAGGUGGUCAACACAGCUCAGUCUCUGCUGACUGCAUGCCCAAGCAUAUCUUCACAAGCUUUCAUGGAUCCCAGCAUCUACAAAAAUAAGAAGUCCCAUGCGCAGCUGUCUGCACUGAAAGGCAGCUUCUGCAGGAAUCAGUUCCCUGGCCACGCUGAAGUUGAGCGUCUGACCAAAAUUACAGGCCUUACAACUAGGGAGGUUCGAAAGUGGUUUAGUGAUAGGAGAUAUCAUUUCAGGAAUAUGAAAGGCAGUAGAGCCAUGUUUGCUGGAGAUAAUACAAUAAUUAUUGACUCCAUGCCUGACAUUACCUUCACUGUGUCACCAAAAGAGAUUGACUUAACCUCUACGACAGCAGCGAUGCCUGUGGCUCAUCACCAAACAAGGCGACAGUCCUGGCAUCAAACGCCCGACUUCACCCCAACGAAAUACAAAGAGAGAGCACCAGACCAGCUCAAGGCUUUGGAAGGCAGUUUUGCACAAAACCCUUUUCCUCCAGAGGAAGAAGUGGACCGUUUGAGGAGUGAAACAAAAAUGACCAGGAGAGAAAUUGAUAGCUGGUUUUCAGAGAGGAGGAAAAAAAGGGUGAUGGAGGAAAAUAAAAAAGCAGAAGAAAUGGUCCAGCAAGAGGAGGAGGAUGCUGACAAUAAUUGUGGAGAAGAGGAAGACUCCUCAGAUGAACUGAGGGUCUCAAGUGAAAAUGGUUCAUUAGACACCCCAAGCAGCAAUCAAACUUCACUGGAGCGGAAAGUUAGUCCUAUUAAAAUCAAUCUGAAGAAGCUUAGAGUGACUGAGUCAAAUGGCAAAAAUGAAUUGCCAGAGGUAGGUGCAAAUGAUCAAGGGGACAACUGUUCUAGCAGGCCACCUACCCCCGCAAAAACCAAACUGAACUUUAAAAAAACAGCCCAACAGCGGCAUUUGCUUAAACAAAUGUUCGUAAAGACACAGCGACCAACAAAUCAAGAAUACGACGUCAUAGUUGCUCAGACAGGCCUGCCCCGGGCUGAGAUAAUUCGCUGGUUUGGGGAUAGCCGGUACGGUUUGAAAAAUGGCCAGCUGAAAUGGUAUGAGAACUACAGGCGGGGUAUCUUCCCUCCAGGUUUAGCGGUGAUCAGCCCAGCUAGCAAAGAGAUCCUAGAGGACUAUUACAAAAAGCACAAGAUGCUGUAUGAAGAUGACCUUCAGAGCUUGUGUGAGAGAACUCAACUGAAUUCACAGCAGGUUAGGGUGUGGUUUGCUGUAAAGGCGGACGAAGAAACCCGGGCCGUGUCUGACACGGGAAGCGAAGAUCGAUACUCGGGCACGGGCGAACAAGCAGGAAGCCAAAAAGGGACAUGCGAUGCCAGUUCGGAGGUAUCUGAGAAUAGCGAAUCUUGGGAGCCCAGUGGCCAGGAAGGCCACACGGAACCCUUUGAUACAUUUAGCCAGCAACCUGCAGUUCAGCUUGAAACAGAUUGA